Molecule: messenger RNA, 2372 nt
Organism: Quercus robur (English oak)
Lineage: Eukaryota; Viridiplantae; Streptophyta; Magnoliopsida; Fagales; Fagaceae
Product: 3-ketoacyl-CoA synthase 11-like
Exons: 2
Coding region: 560-2092 (510 amino acids)
Biological process (GO): fatty acid biosynthetic process
Cellular component (GO): membrane
Molecular function (GO): acyltransferase activity, transferring groups other than amino-acyl groups
Source: RefSeq, a predicted model, not a curated record
UUUGGGAUUCAAAUAUAAAAGUUUAAGAGUUCACCACAACACAACAAAAAAAACAACACACACAUCGCCUCUUUCAUUAAACAAUUCGAAAAUCACAAAAUAUUUCUGCUCUCUGUGUCAUUGUUUUCUCCGGCACAAAGAAGAGCACCUCUGCUCAGAUGCCAAUUUAAGGAAUGUUUUAGGUUCUUUGAGCUGCAUUUUCUAAUUCUAUGUUAUGAAAGUUUUCAUUUUGAUCCAUUUAUAAGCCCUUUCUAAGGUACCCUUUCCUUGUCAGGUUCUGAAAAUCCGAGAAAAUACAGUUCCAGUACACCUAAAUUUGUUUAUUCUCAGCCCAACAACCAAAAACUUAUUUUACUAAUUACCCAGGUCAUACAUUUCGAUUUGUUGAGCAAAUGCACUUCCUGUGACCUCAAAAAUUCAUAGAAUUUUUGCUUUAAGGGAAAGGGAAAAGGGUUCAUGCUCUUUUUCACUUUCUCAUUUGGAUCAUCACAGGAAUUGUUUUAUUUUGUCAAUUCUGAUCCGCACCAUUCCAAUUAGUGUAAUCAACUUCUUACCAAAAAUGUCUGAAUCCAAUCCAAACAUUCCCUUGAUUCCACAGCUGUCCUCGCGAAACCUCCCUGAUUUCAAACAAUCUGUGAAGCUGAAAUAUGUGAAACUUGGCUACCAUUACCUCAUCACCCAUGGAAUGUACCUGUUUUUGUCGCCUUUGGUUGUUCUAAUAGCAGCGCAACUCUCUACAUUCUCACUUCAAGAUGUCUAUGACCUAUGGAACCAACUCCAGUUCAAUCUCAUAUCUGUGAUACUUUGCUCAACUCUCCUUGUCUUUCUAUCAACCCUUUAUGUUCUUACUCGUCCCCGCCCAAUCUACCUUGUUGAUUUCUCGUGCUAUAAGCCAGAGGAUGCCCGGAAAUGCACAAGGCAGGUGUUCAUGAAUCGGUCCUGUUUGACAGGGACAUUCACUGAGGAAAACCUCGAGUUCCAACGGAAAAUUAUGGAGAGGUCAGGUCUUGGAGAGUCAACUUAUCUUCCUGAAGCGGUUUUGAGAAUUCCUCCAAACCCAUCAAUGGCAGAGGCAAGGAAAGAAGCUGAGAUGGUAAUGUUUGGUGCCCUUGAUCAGCUUUUUGAGAAAACACGUUUGAAACCGAAAGACAUUGGGAUUUUGAUCGUGAAUUGUAGCUUGUUUAAUCCAACACCAUCGCUCUCUGCCAUGAUCAUUAACCAUUACAAGCUUCGAGGGAAUAUCAUUAGUUAUAAUCUGGGUGGAAUGGGUUGUAGUGCUGGUUUGAUCUCAAUUGAUCUUGCUAAAGAUCUUCUUCAAGUUCAUCCCAAUUCGUAUGCUUUGGUGAUUAGCAUGGAGAAUAUCACUUUGAAUUGGUAUUUUGGGAAUGAUAGAUCGAUGCUUGUUUCGAAUUGUUUGUUUCGAAUGGGAGGGGCUGCAAUUUUGCUUACAAACAAGAGGUCUGAACAAUGUCGAUCCAAGUAUCGAUUAGUUCAUACAGUUCGUACCCACAAAGGAGCUGAUGAUAAGUGCUUCUCUUGUGUUACUCAACAAGAGGAUUCCACUGGGAGGAUUGGAGUUUCUUUGUCUAAGGAUCUAAUGGCAGUUGCUGGGGAUGCUUUAAAGACUAAUAUAACAACAUUGGGUCCUCUUGUGUUGCCUAUGUCUGAACAAUUGCUCUUCUUUGCUACGUUGGUUGGAAAGAAAAUUUUCAAGAUGAAAGUGAAGCCAUACAUCCCAGAUUUCAAACUGGCUUUUGAGCAUUUCUGCAUUCAUGCCGGAGGAAGAGCUGUGCUGGAUGAAUUGGAGAAGAACUUGCAGCUUUCGGAUUGGCAUAUGGAACCUUCAAGGAUGACACUCAACCGUUUUGGCAACACCUCAAGUAGCUCUCUUUGGUAUGAAUUGGCUUAUACAGAAGCCAAGGGGAGAGUGAAGAAGGGAGACAGAAUAUGGCAGAUAGCGUUUGGAUCCGGGUUCAAAUGUAACAGUGCAGUUUGGAAGUCUCUAAAGACUGUGAAUCCAGCAAAGGAGAACCCAUGGAUGGAUGAGAUUCAUCAGUUCCCAGUGAAUGUUCCUAAGAUCUCGACCAUCUGAAUGCGACGGUGACAGGUCCUCUGCUCUUUGAGUGGUGAAUCCUUCUUGUUUUUUUUGCUUCAAUGGGGAUCCAGAUUAUGGUUUUUUAUUUCUUAUUUUAGGUUGGAAAGGUGCUAGGACUGGUGUAUUUUCGUUUUCUAAAUCUUUCUUUUGGUUAGUUUCUAAUUGUAUGUUGUUAACCGUUACUGUUUGGUAGGAUAUUAAGAAUGUUUAUGAUUUUCUGUAAUGCUAGAUGGAGGUCAACUGAGCUCUCUAGUCAGAAACUGAGAUUUAACUGUGA